Messenger RNA from Aphanomyces astaci, 2029 nucleotides. RefSeq names its product CMGC/CDKL protein kinase. Gene Ontology annotation, molecular function: ATP binding; MAP kinase activity. The record is from RefSeq and is a predicted model, not a curated record. Bases 75 to 1997 code for a protein of 640 amino acids. The transcript has a single exon. NCBI's taxonomy places the organism in Eukaryota, Oomycota, Saprolegniomycetes, Saprolegniales, Verrucalvaceae. Gene Ontology annotation, biological process: protein phosphorylation; intracellular signal transduction. Gene Ontology annotation, cellular component: cytoplasm; nucleus.
CGAAGAGGCGCGAAACCAACUCGAAUUCCAUCAUCGGUCAGUCCCUCAACUCCACUUCUUGUGCAUGCUCUUCGAUGAACAAGUACGAAGUGCUUGGGAUUGUGGGCGAAGGAGCGUACGGUGUGGUGCUGAAAUGCCGCAACAAAGAGAAUGGCGAGGUCGUCGCAAUCAAAAAGUUCAAAGAGAGCGAGGACGACGAGAUCGUGCGCAAGACGACGCUGCGCGAGGUGAAGCUGCUCAAGAUGCUCAAGCAAGAGAACAUUGUCAACUUGAAGGAGGCGUUCCGACGAAAAGGCAAGCUCUACCUCGUCUUCGAGUACGUCGAGCGGAAUCUGCUCGAAGUCCUAGAGGAGAAACCCACGGGCCUCGACCCCGAGCUUGUACGUCGGUACAUUUACCAAUUGAGCCGGGCGAUCCACUACUGCCAUGAGAAUGGCGUCGUCCAUCGCGAUAUCAAGCCGGAAAACCUCCUCGUGAACCCAAACUCGGACCAUUCGCUUCGUCUGUGCGACUUUGGGUUUGCGCGGCUAAUUGCUGAGAGUCAGUCCCAAGAGCUCACAGAUUACGUGGCCACGCGGUGGUAUCGGUCCCCUGAACUCCUCCUCGGGAGCACCAAAUACGGCAAGAGCGUCGACAUUUGGGCCAUCGGGUGCAUCAUGGGCGAAUUGCUGGAUGGGCAGCCGCUGUUUCCUGGCGAAAGUGAGAUCGACCAGCUGUACAUGAUUCAAAAGAUGCUGGGGCCGCUCACCCCCGACCACAUGGACCUGUUUCUGUCCAACCCGAGGUUCGCGGGCCUCAAGUUCCCCGACAUGACACGCCCCGAGACGCUGCAAAAGCGGUUUGUCGGCAAAAUCCCCAAACGCGCACUUGGGUUCCUCAAGGGCACGAUCCAACUCGGUCCGGACGAGCGCAUGACGUCCGUCGAGUGUGUCCACCACCCGUACUUUGAAGGGCUCGAAAACGAAAUGGACGAGCUCAAGUGGAACAACCAGCCGAGUCCAGUGAUGACCAAACCAUCGACCAAGGAGCCCCCCGACCACCACACAACAACGACGACCACGCUGGCUUCGUUCGACGAUUCGUCCGCCACCACCACCACAUCGUCGUCGUCGUCGUCCCUGCUGCUGCUGGACAAGCCGCCAAAGGCCCGAAAAGACAGCCCCCCUCAGCUCCAAAACGCCACCGAACCAACCACCACAUCGUCAACUUCCCGGUCCAAGAAAGAUCCAAGUAAAAAGAAACGGGAGAAUCAGAAAGCGACCAAAGACAAGCAGCACCCGAAUGGCGGCGUGUCGGACGAGGGGGCGGGCAAGGAAGCGCGAGGCGCGGUGCGCAAUGUUGAAUACGGAAGUGGGCACCACGACGGCCACGAAGCCGACUACGCAGACUUGGCCAUGCCCAAAGAAUACUCGAACACUAGUAGCCGUAAAAAGUCGUCGGCCAAGGGCUCAAAGCCCCCUCGAGCGCCCCCGCCCGCAGAGGACAAGCCGUCCCAACCAUCCAUUCCAAAGCCCAGCUCCAAAUCAUCAUUUGCGAAAUCCGUCGCGCCGUGCCCUAGUCCAGCGUCGGCGACCCCUUCCGCCAUCGCGGCCGCUUCCAAGGUCGUCUCGUUAUCUUCGUCGACGCCGCCGCCGUCCGAGUCGGCCGCCAUGUCCGGUCGACGGAAAAAGUCCACGUCGUCCCUGCACAAAGCUGACAGCAAAACCACCAGUUCCACCUCCCACAAGCGAACGCCCAAAGACCCCCCCGACGCCAAGAUGGUCAAGUCCGUGACGGUGCUGCCCAAGUACCAGAAAGAGUCCAAGCACCUGCCAAACUUGGCGUUUGGAGGCGACGACGGCGACGGCGGCAACGACAGCGACUCGGACUCCCCCCCUCCCGUGUGUACUAGUAGUAUGCGAAAGUCGAGUCCCCACCACCAACCUUCGUACCACGGCGGCCUGCAACCCCUGCGAUCCGACGCGAAAGACUCGUCCACGAGGACAAGUAACUUAUAACCCACUUGUAUGUAAGGCUUGGUCACUCGUUC